AUGGCUGCAGCCAAUGCAGCCGUGGAGCGCACACAAGAGCAGCAAUCCAGCCCUGGCCGCUUCCACAGAACCCUGAAGAUGUUCCGGAAGUUUCUGCGAGUUCAGCGCAGAGAGACCGGGACCAGUGCAGCUGAGGGCCCAGCCGAGCCUGACUCGGGGCUGACCGAGCUCCAGGCAGAGCCUGAUGUCAGCCUGGAUUCAGCUGAGCACUCACAAGACUCUGACACCAUAAUGAAUGAGGACACAGCAAACGGAGACAAGGCAGUGACUGAGGACGUGGCCAUGACAAAUGCCAACACUGGAGAGACUGAAGCCACCGCAAAUCCUGACACCACGCCCACUCCAACUCUGAUCGAGGAAUUAAUACCAGAGUAUUUCAGGGACCCUUGUUUUUCGUCUCAGGAGCAGCUAAGCAGGCUGGGAUCAGGCCUGGAGGCCUCCCAGGACUUUGUGCCCCCUCAGGCCGUGAUCACUGGGGCCCCUCAGCCUUUGAGGCCAGCACAUUGUGGCGGGAAGGGAAGCUGGGGAAGUUGCUCCCUUGAAGAGCGCUCCAAGUUUCCCCCAGGUGUCCUCCAGGUGCCAGCCAUUGUAAGGAACAUCCACCAGAGGCUGGUGUCCCAUGACACUGUGGAUGCCAGGCUGAAAAUUGACAUUGUGAGGCUGGCUGAAGAACAUCCUGUUGAUGUGGUGCUGACCCUCCUGCGCUGUGCCCCAACGUGUGACAGCCAUUUCAGUCCCAAGGAAAGACACUAGUCUGUCCCACUGAAACCUGAAUAUUCACGCCCGGUUUGCCAGAAGAGCUGAAGAAUUAGGUCCAUCUUCAGGAUGCGGUGAACCAGUGUCCCAAGAACAGCAGCAGGAGACACUGAACAGGACACCAUCUCCCAUUGCCGCUGGAGCUCCAGGCACAGCUGAUGAUUGGUACAGCUGAGCCUGUGGGAAGCUCGCAUGGCUUCUGGCCUUUCCCUGCCUGUAGAUACCUCCCUCCCUCCAGCCCUCAGACACUGCCCAUUCCCUCUUCCCCUCCCAUAUCACCCCUUGUUUUUGGAUUUCAUUAAUAAACGGUUUGGCUUCUUCACUUUG
This is a messenger RNA of Passer domesticus (house sparrow), 1083 nucleotides long. RefSeq lists its product as uncharacterized. Bases 1 to 753 code for a protein of 250 amino acids. The transcript is spliced from 4 exons. The record is from RefSeq and is a predicted model, not a curated record. Lineage: Eukaryota; Metazoa; Chordata; Aves; Passeriformes; Passeridae.